Molecule: messenger RNA, 2212 nt
Organism: Aphanomyces astaci
Lineage: Eukaryota; Oomycota; Saprolegniomycetes; Saprolegniales; Verrucalvaceae
Exons: 5
Coding region: 38-1342 (434 amino acids)
Biological process (GO): monosaccharide transmembrane transport
Cellular component (GO): membrane
Molecular function (GO): hexose transmembrane transporter activity
Source: RefSeq, a predicted model, not a curated record
CAAAACUUCAUUCUCCGAUUGGGUACCACGCGGCAACAUGCAGCACAGUCAGUCGGCGGUCACGCUCGGCGCGAACAAGGGGUCCUGGGCGGACAUCAAGAAGGAGGAAGGCAUGCGCAAGCGGUCGAACACAGCGCAGAACCUUCAAUUCUACGUGGAAGAGCAAAAGCGAUUGUACCAUGAACUUCCGUUUAUGGCCCUGCCGGGGAUGCGUCGGCAGAGUUUCCAACGCGAACGCAGCUUUUCCAACAUCAAGUCGAAGAGCUCAUGGGGCAGCUUCACCAACUUGGUGAGUCAAGGCCAAGGGGAAGGCCAAGCGUUGUUGGGCGAACCGCGCGGCGAGCCGGGGUACACAUUGCCUCUGUUGUUGUCGUGCUGCGUGGCGCUCGUGAGUGCUUUCCAGUUUGGGUACAACAUUGGCGUGACAGGGGCGCUGAACACGGACUUCAUCUUCCCUGAAACCGUGAAAUCCGUGUCCCAAAAGAAUUUGGAGUGGUCGAUUGUCGUGUCCAUCUUUGCGAUCGGUGGGCCCAUUGGGUCUCUCGUCGCGGGCCAGAUCAGUCAAACGUACGGUCGCAAGAAGGCGUUGAUUUUCGACUCGUUCCUGUUCAUCUUGGCGGGGGGACUCAUGGCGUUCGCGAACAACAUCUACUGGCUCAUGGCUGGCCGCUUCCUCGUUGGGUUUGCCGCCGGGACCGUCAGUGUCGUCGUGCCGUUGUACUUGGGCGAACUCGCCCCGCCCAAUUUGCGAGGGGCGCUGGGCACGGGGUACCAAUUCGGAGUCGUGCUGGGUAUCUUGGCGGCAGACCUGCUGGCGUUUGGGUUUUCGGACGUGAGCGAUGGAUUCGCGCGCCCUGGCUGGCGCUUUAUGUUUGGGUUCACGGCGAUCCCUGCAUUGUUGCAGCUGGCGCUGGCAUCGUUCUUGACCGAGUCGCCUCGUUGGUUGCUCACCCAAAAUAAACCCAAGGAAGCUGCAGAAAUCUUGCGUCGGCUGCGCGGCACCACGGACGUGUACGAAGAAAUCGACAGCAUUUGCUCGGCCAGUGAUAACGAAUCGUCCGACAUGACAGUGUGGGAAGUGCUCUCGGACAAGAGCAUUCGCUUCCCGUUGAUUGUGGGCAUUUCGCUGCAAAUCGCGCAGCAAUUGAGCGGCAUCAAUGCUGUCAUGUUUUACGCCAACUCUUUCUUCAAGGGCGUGCAUUUGUCCAACCCGUUGGUCGGCGCGACGCUCGUGGGGGCAAUUAACGUCGUGUCCACGGGCGUGGCGUUGGUGCUCAUGGACACUGCGGGCCGGUACGUACGUACGCCUGGCUAUUGUCUGUAUUUUACCCAAAAUGUGUAGACUUUUUGUGCGGAUUCUUUGCCAAAUUUAUCGAAAACUCUUUGUACUGUCUUUUGUAUGUACAGAUCGUCGAGGAGUAUCACACUAAUUUCAUUCACACACACUAAUUCGAUGUUGAAUUGGUCGAAAGCGAGUGGAUUUGAUUGGCUACUUGAAUCUUGAUCUGGGUUUUGAUUGGUCGAUUCGGUCCUUCUGCUCGUACUCGAUUGAGAGCACCCAUACAAACUGCAAUUUCGAAUCAUCGACUUGACCAUAUCAUUUCGAUCGUUGCUCUAGUCGUUGUAGCUGACCAACACUCUUUUUUAUCUUGUUGUCCUAGCCGUCCGUUGCUUCUGUGGUCGUGCGGAGGCAUGAUUGUGUCGUGUGUGAUCUUGACGUUGGGGUUGUGGCACAUGCUGCCGUACUACGACAUGGUGAGCGUGGGGGGGGUGAUGCUAUUCGUGUGGUUCUUUGAGAUCGGACUCGGGCCCAUUCCGUGGCUGAUUGUGGCAGAGAUGUUCCCCGCCAAGCCGCGCCCGACCGCCAUGUCGGUGGCCACGAUGGUCAACUGGAUGUUCAGCUUCGUUGUGGGCAUUGCGUUUCCCACGAUGCAGUCGUCCUUGCUCGAAAAUACCUUUGUCCCGUUUGCUAUUGUGCUCGUGAUCGCCUUCGUGUUUGUGUACAAGUACGUCCCCGAGACCAAGGGCAAGACCCUCGAAGAAAUCCAGCAAGACAUGACAAAGAUGUAAACGCCGCCGCCGCCGCCACGUCAGUGACUUGGUAGAUCGUAGCUUAAUAUACAGAUUCGGCUAGGGAACUAUAAUACUGUGUGUCGAGGGUGUGGAAGGCUUCCCCGCAAAAGCCAAAAGGACCAGGGACAUUUGAGAUGUG